Messenger RNA from Aspergillus melleus, 1348 nucleotides. RefSeq names its product electron transfer flavoprotein subunit alpha/FixB family protein (gene ETF1). Gene Ontology annotation, cellular component: mitochondrion. NCBI's taxonomy places the organism in Eukaryota, Fungi, Ascomycota, Eurotiomycetes, Eurotiales, Aspergillaceae. The transcript is spliced from 3 exons. Gene Ontology annotation, molecular function: electron transfer activity; flavin adenine dinucleotide binding. The coding region runs from base 128 to 1177 and encodes 349 amino acids. The record is from RefSeq and is a predicted model, not a curated record.
GCCACCUCCCGCCCGCGGCAACCCUCAGGACGAGGCAGUAUACCCUUUCCACUCCUUGUUGGCUGUCCGAUAGUCCGUUGAGCAGGUUCUCAUUCACUUCUCUUUCCUCCCUCCAGACAUAAUCAUCAUGAUCCCAAUCGCUAGACACUCUGCUCUGCAGGCAGUCCGCUCGAACCUCCGCCCGCGGGCGUUCAACCAGCCCGCAGCCUCUGCGCUCGCCCGCCUCCUCUCAACCCUGGCCGUGCUCGAACAGCGAGACGGCAAGCUUCAAGCCUCGUCACUGUCGGCAAUCGCGGCCGCUCAGAAGCUUGGUGGCCCCGUUACCGCAUUCGUGGCUGGAAACAACGUUAAGGGAACCUCUGCUGCCGAGGCGGCCAAGAUUAAGGGCUUGGACAAGGUCCUGGCUGUGGAUAACGAGGCCUACGAGAAGGGUCUUCCUGAGAACUACGCUCCCCUCCUCGUGGAGAAUAUUAAGAAAGGCGAAUACACCCACAUCAUCGGCGGCCACUCCGCUUUUGGAAAGAGUCUUCUUCCCCGCGUGGCUGCUCUGCUCGACGUGCAGCAGAUCUCCGAUAUCACCGGCAUCGAGAGCGAGGACACUUUCGUCCGUCCCAUCUACGCCGGAAACGCUAUCCUGACCGUCCAGUCGACCGACCCCACCAAGGUUAUCACCGUGCGAGGCACCGCAUUCCAGGGUGUCGAGACGGAGGGCGGCUCCGCCGGGAUCGUCGAGGGUGCUGACCCCAAGGCCCCCGCCCAGACCGAGUGGGUGUCCGAGGAGCUUGCGAAGUCCGAGCGCCCUGACCUGGCUACUGCCUCCCGGGUCGUGUCCGGUGGUCGUGGACUGAAGUCGAAGGAGGAGUUCGACCGGGUGAUCGUGCCUUUGGCUGACUCGCUGGGUGCCGCCAUUGGUGCCUCCCGGGCGGCCGUCGACAGCGGAUUCGCCGAUAACAGUCUCCAGGUCGGCCAGACCGGAAAGAACGUUGCCCCUCAACUAUAUCUCUGCGCUGGUAUCUCGGGUGCCAUUCAGCAUCUGGCUGGUAUGAAGGACAGCAAGGUCAUUGCGGCUAUUAACAAGGACCCCGAUGCUCCUAUCUUCCAGGUUGCUGAUGUUGGUCUCGUCGGUGACCUUUUCGAUAAGGUGCCUGAGCUGACUGAGAAGCUGAAGAGCCAGUAGUGCUUUUAUUUUGUCUAUGUUUCUUGUAUCAUGAUGUUUGCUUAUCUCCUUGCGAGCUUUUAGGUUUAGAUGAAUUAUACAGUAUACCACACCUUGCCAACUGAGGAAAACUGCUUCGGAGUCAUACCUUAUUCCUUUCUGAUCGUCGUAAUGAUUGUAUUCUGGCUUUAG